Messenger RNA from Acomys russatus (golden spiny mouse), 2886 nucleotides. RefSeq names its product gamma-glutamyltransferase 7 (gene Ggt7). Gene Ontology annotation, biological process: glutathione catabolic process. The record is from RefSeq and is a predicted model, not a curated record. The transcript has 15 exons. The coding region runs from base 380 to 2389 and encodes 669 amino acids. Gene Ontology annotation, cellular component: plasma membrane. Gene Ontology annotation, molecular function: glutathione gamma-glutamate hydrolase. Lineage: Eukaryota; Metazoa; Chordata; Mammalia; Rodentia; Muridae.
AGCAUCCACUCUCAGUCUCUCAUCCCCUUCAUUCAUCCUCUUCGUCCUGGACCUCUUCUUUUCUUCUCCCUCAGCCCUGUUAACUGUGUGGUGGGGAGAGGGGUAUUUUUGCCUUAGAGGCGUAGGAUGCGACACACGGGAGAGGAUGCAGGGACUGCAGUAGGAGGGAUUAUGAUUACAUUUUAGGAAGAACCUAUUGAGGAGGAAGAGAUGCUGGAGGAGAGAGCCUAAAGACCAGCCUAAAGACCAGCUGUGGUCACCUAGUAAAGGCUUUUCUCUAGUCACAGAGGACAGGGUAGAAGAAACCAAGUCAGAGACUGCAGCCGGAGGGAGGGCUGGAGUCUAGAUCUUAAGGAGAACUUCACCACAGCCAGGGAUUAUGGGAAGCAGAGAGUCCGGAGAAGAGCCGGGGGAAUCUAUCUCUUCAUGUCCAGAGACGGACCCGGACUCCUUCCUGAAGUCGGCCCGGCUACAGCGGCUGCCUUCGUCAUCGUCCGAGAUGGGCAGCCAGGACGGGUCACCACUACGGGAGACACGCAAGGACCCAUUCUCAGCUGCUGCAGCCGAGUGCUCCUGCCGCCAGGACGGACUCACAGUCAUCGUCACCGCCUGCCUCACUUUCGCCACGGGUGUCACCGUUGCGCUGGUCAUGCAAAUCUACUUCGGGGAUCCCCAGAUCUUCCAGCAGGGUGCUGUGGUGACUGAUGCCUCCCGGUGCACGGCGCUGGGCAUGGAGGUGCUCAGUAAACAAGGCUCUUCCGUGGAUGCAGCUGUGGCAGCAGCCUUGUGUUUGGGGAUUGUGGCUCCACACAGUUCUGGCCUGGGCGGCGGGGGGGUGAUGCUGGUACAUGACAUCCGGCGCAACGAGAGCCGCCUGAUCGACUUCCGGGAGUCGGCGCCAGGGGCUCUCAGGGAAGAGGCCCUGCAGAGAUCCUGGGAUACCAAGCCAUUCCUGGCUUGGGGCUCUGCGGAGUUCAGCCCAGCCCCCCCCCUUCCAGUGACCUGGUCUCCUCUCUCCCUCGCCUGCCCGCCUUGCCCAGCCUGGGCUCUUGGUGGGGGUUCCCGGAAUGGUGAAAGGGCUACACGAAGCUCAUCAGCUCUAUGGCAGGACCUCCUCCACCCCCUGCUCUCCGGCCCCUUCAGGCUGCCCUGGUCCCAAGUCCUGGCCUUCGCAGCAGCUGUGGCCCAAGAUGGCUUCAACGUGACCCAUGAUCUAGCCCAUGCCUUGGCUGAGCAGCUGCCUCCCAAUGCAUCUGACCGCUUCCUGGAGACUUUCCUGCCAUUGGGCCACCCGCCUUUGCCUGGUUCCCUGCUGCGACGCCCCGAUCUAGCCGAGGUGCUGGAGCUACUCGGGAUCUCUGGCCCCACUGCUUUCUACAAUGGUGGCAACCUCACACUGGAGAUGGUAGCUGAGGCUCAGCAUGCAGGGGGUGUCAUAACCGAAGAGGACUUCAGCAACUAUAGCGCCCUCAUGGAGAAGCCUGUUUGUGGAGUGUACCGAGGUCACCUGGUUCUCAGCCCCCCACCCCCACACACAGGCCCAGCCCUCAUCAGUGCUCUCAACAUCCUGGAGGGCUUCAACCUUACCAGCCUGGUGCCGCGUGAGCAGGCCCUUCACUGGGUAGCAGAGACCCUGAAGAUCGCAUUGGCCCUGGCUAGCAGACUGGGAGACCCUGUCUAUGACUCUACCAUCACCGAGAGCAUGGACGACAUGCUCAGCAAGGUGGAGGCCGCCAACUUCCGGGGCCACAUCAGUGACUCUCAGGCAGCCCCCGCCCCACUCCUGCCUGUCUAUGAGCUGGACGGGGCUCCCACAGCUGCCCAGGUGCUGGUCAUGGGCCCUGAUGACUUCAUUGUGGCCACAGUCAGCUCCCUGAACCGGCCUUUUGGAAGUGGCCUCCUCACUCCCUCUGGGAUCCUUCUCAACAGCCAGAUGCUAGACUUCUCCUGGCCCAACAGGACUGCUAACCACUCUGCACCCAGCCUGGAGAACUCGGUGCAGCCAGGGAAGCGGCCUCUCUCUUUCCUGCUGCCCACUGUAGUCCGACCAGCAGACGGACUCUGUGGGACCUACCUCGCCCUGGGGGCCAACGGAGCUGCCCGAGGCCUCAGUGGCCUGACCCAGGUUCUAUUGAAUGUCCUGACCUUGAACCGGAACCUGAGUGACAGCCUGGCCCGAGGACGCCUCCACCCAGACCUGCAGUCCAACCUCCUGCAGGUGGACAGUGAGUUCACGGAGGAAGAGAUUGAGUUUCUGGAAGCCAGGGGUCACCACGUGGAGAAGGUAGACGUCUUAUCCUGGGUCCACGGCAGUCGGAGAACCAACAACUUCAUCAUCGGUGUGAAGGACCCUCGGAGCCCGGAUGCAGCUGGAGCCACCAUCCUGUAGUGCAUUGGGGUGGGCGGGAAUCUCUGCUCCCCGCCUUUGCAUGUUCCCAGAGUCCCUCUUUCUCCCAGGUUUGGUCUCAGGGGGACCCCAUGGAUGCCUCAGAUCAGGAGUCAGAGGGGAUACUUAGCAAAUCCUAUCCCAGAGUAACUGGAAAAUUCUCCAACUGGAGGCCUUUGGUGGUAAUGGUGACGUCAGUGUCCAUGACCAGGCAGGCAGGACCUUGAGGAGUCAGAUGGCCUGUCUGUCCUCUCAGCCAUGCUAUUCUUGAGCUUAGGGAUGUGCUUGCAAACCCUUCUCAAGGGUCUCACAACCCCAACACCUUCAGACUGGUCUGACCUAGGCCUUGUGUUCCAGCCCCCUUUUUCCUGUACCUGGCCCCAUUUCUUAAGUGACUAGGAUUUUUUUUUUUUUUAAUUGGCCAUCAUAGGGAGAAGUAAUCCUCCCCUUCCACCAGGUUUAGGAAUGGGCCUUGCAUUUGAAGGUCUCCAGGCAGUCGG